This is a messenger RNA of Scleropages formosus (Asian bonytongue), 2584 nucleotides long. Its product is annotated as histone deacetylase complex subunit SAP30L. The record is from RefSeq and is a predicted model, not a curated record. Gene Ontology annotation, molecular function: protein binding; transcription coregulator activity. The coding region runs from base 391 to 927 and encodes 178 amino acids. Lineage: Eukaryota; Metazoa; Chordata; Actinopteri; Osteoglossiformes; Osteoglossidae. The transcript is spliced from 5 exons. Gene Ontology annotation, cellular component: histone deacetylase complex. Gene Ontology annotation, biological process: regulation of DNA-templated transcription.
GUUUCAUUGUACAGUUGGGAGAAAGUGGACCAGCCGAAUAGGCAUUAUUGUAUUUCUAUUAUACAUGUAUAAUCUUUUCCCAGUGUUUUCAGUUUUUCGUUUCUUCUACUCUUGAUAGUGUUUGAACUACCAAUCGCGCGCUGCCUAGGUGUGUUUUCUUUGUUCGAAGCGGCGGUUCGAAGGGAAAGGAAGCUUGUUUUCCGACGUUUGCCGAGACUGCUGCUGGCGGCGCUGCUCUUCGUUCGUUGCCGCUCAGUAACGGGCAGCCCGUCGCGUUCGGCGCACAUCAUUUGCUCCGAAUCUGGUCGAAAUCUGGAGAAGAGACGCGCAGCAGACGGCGUAUGAGCCACUGCAGUGGGCAGUGUAUUAGACACCUGUCCAGAUACAGCCAUGAAUGGUUUCAGUACUGAAGAGGACAGCCACGACGGGCCUCCUGCACCACCUUUUUAUGGCCAGACCUGCUGCUUAAUUGACGAUGGUGAGCGCUGCGGGCGGCCGGCUGGGAACGCCUCUUUCAGCAAGCGUAUCCAGAAAAGCAUCUCUCAGAAAAAACUCAAACUGGACAUUGACAAAAGCGUGCGACAUUUGUACAUCUGCGACUUUCACAAGAAUUUCAUCCAGAGUGUCCGCAACAAACGGAAGAGGAAGGCCAGCGAUGAUGGUGGGGAGUCCCCGGAUCAUGACGUAGAAAUUCCUGAGGUUGACUUGUUUCAGCUCCAGGUGAAUACUCUGAGACGCUAUAAAAGGCACUACAAGCUCCAGACCAGACCGGGACUGAACAAAGCACAGCUGGCUGAGACUGUCAGUCGCCACUUCCGCAACAUCCCAGUGAAUGAGAAGGAAACACUGACUUAUUUCAUUUACAUGGUAAAGAGCAACAAAAGCCGGCUUGACCAGAAGUCAGAAGGCAGCAAACAGCUGGAAUAAGGCUGUACGACUAAGUAUGGACUCGUGAGCAUGAAGAUAAAUACUUUCAGUUAAAUACAACUUGAUUGUACAUUCAGCAUGAUAACAAGAAUACUAUGACAAAAAUUCAAGCAACAAUUUUUGGGAAGGAUUGUGUUUCCCCACCCAAUAUAAAUUGUUGACUUUGAGAUUGUAAAAUAUAUACCAUAUGAGUUUAUCACUUUUUACCAAUUGACUACUUCAGUAUAUAUUGUAACCCUCUUUCUUAAAAAGGCAACAUUUCCAUAGGCAGUGGUAAUUCAUUACUAUUCAUUACUAAUACAGACAAGGUGUACAUGUAGUUGUGUUCAUUGUUCAAUGUCAGUUAUUUUCUGAAGCCUAGUUUUUUUUGUAUUAUAAAUGUCUUGUUAAUGCUAGUAAUAUUUUAGUGGUGAAUUUCCGUGAACAUGACUACAACCAGGUGUUCUUACGCGAGUUAAAAUUGUCAGUAGUUAUUAAUAUGGUCAGUAUUUCCGCUACUCUUUUAAAAUAUAAAUGUGUAAUAUUCCAUCCCUCAUUGUGUAUAAUUUGUUGUACAAUACAGAUUAACUACUUGUUGUUGAUGUCUUGGUUGGAGAAAGGUUUUUUUAAUAAUGUACUUUUUCAGAAGCAAUAUAAUACAGUGGUAUUUUUAUGUCACUUUGUGGCAUGUAGAAAUGUCAGACUUUUGAAGCAAUUGAAGUGCCUAGAAUUAAAGUCCUAAAUCAAAAUUUUAACCACACUAAUCAGGUUUUGAGAUUGCAGCGUCACGAGUUGGAACACCCCUGCUUUCUCCAGAAGUAUUAAAAGUAUUAAAAUUUCUUUAUUGAGUAUGUGUAAUCCAUUAUGUCUUCAUUUAAUGUUUUGCCUCAAAUUGUCUACGAUGUGCACUUUUAAAUUUUAUAAUGCAUAAGAGAAAUAUUUUUAAUUCAUAUGGUAAAUUUUUACAUUGUCUACACUUGUGGAUAGUAGAUUUUAUGGAUAGAUUCUGUUAACUGGCUAAUUCAAAGUGAAAUAAGAUUACAGAUGCAUUUUAGGGCAGGACACGUGCAUAUUUUAGAUGACAGGUUUUAAAAUGGAACUUUUCUGAGAUUAUGUGAGAACUACUAAAUUGUAAUAUUAUCAUUGGCUGUAUCCCUGGCUAAAAUAAUUGCCACUGAUACUUUUUUUAAAUAUGCAUUUUCAACAAAUUUCCAUAGUUACAGUAAAUUGUAGCACAUGUAGCACUUGCUUUUGGUUUCAUUUAAUGUUACUUCCGUAGGGGUUCUGUACUAAUACUUCACCUGUGUGCUGAAGUUUCUGAAAUUCUUUUUAAAUGUGAAAAUACAGUCAAUGCUCUAAAAUGUGCUGUAGCUUUGUUACAUAGUUGACUCCAUAUUCAGAAAGAAUGUCUUCAAGAUGGUGUCAUCCAAUUACUGAUACACCAUAUUAAUGUGUAGAAAUACAGUCCCAUUAUAGACUAAAGGGUAACACAAAUUAUUUCCUUCUGUUGGAUAAUUGGCUAGAUCGAUAUGCCUAAAUGAGCUGAAAUGAAAUGUAGCAUCUUAUCAAAUGUAAACCGUGCAUGUGGUGUUUUCUAAUUAAUGGCUGUUCUAGAUUAGACAUAAUUCUGUUGUUUUAUAUAGACUCACAGGGCUAGCUUUUGCUCUUAAUAAACAUC